AUGUUCGCAGUGAAGUCAAGUCUCUCGAUCCUCCGAUCCCCGACUGUAUUCUCCGGCGGCACUGAUAAGCGGCACCGGAGAGUUUUUUCACGGUCAUAUGGACGGAGGAGAGUUCAGAUUCAAGCAGCGAUCAGUAGCGGGGACAGCAAGACUGCGACGUCGUCUCCGGUGGAGAGCAAAGAGACGAACGACUCAGUUCCAGGUGAUUCGAGUGGCGGUGGCAGAAACGGCGAAGUGAUUAAUGUGAAGGCGGUUGUGACGAUAAGGAAGAAGAUGAAAGGUAAUAAUAUUGUUGAAGAUAAGUUGGAGUAUUUCAUCAAUGGUGCUGGUCAGGGGAUUCAGAUUCGGCUCGUCAGUGAACAAAUUGACCCUGAGACUAAUUGUGGAAAAAGUAUGGAAUCCCACGUAAGAGGUUGGCUGCCGAAGCCGUCAAACGUUCCAUAUAUUGUGGAAUACUCAGCUGAUUUCACAUUGCCAAGCGACUUUGGAUCCCCUGCUGCUGUUCUUAUUACCAAUCUUCAUGCAAAGGAGUUCCACUUAUUGGAAAUCAUCCUUCAUGGCUUCACUCAAGGACCCAUUUUCUUCCCCGCAAACACGUGGAUUCAUUCAUGUAAAGACAACCCUCAAAGUAGAAUCAUAUUCAAAAACAAUGCAUAUUUACCAUCACAAACACCACCUGGUAUCAAAGAUCUUCGAAGUGAGGACUUGCUAAGCAUAAGGGGUAGUGGUACUCACCAAGAAAGGGAAAGGAAAUCAUAUGAUAGAAUCUAUGAUUAUGCUACUUAUAACGAUUUGGGCAACCCUGAUAAAGAUGAGGAACUUGUUAGGCCUGUCCUUGGGAAUCAUGACAGACCUUAUCCUCGCCGCUGUAAAACUGGAAGACCUCCCACUCGUUCUGAUCCAAUGUGUGAGAGUAGAAUUGAAAAGCCACAUCCUGUGUAUGUGCCCCGUGAUGAAACUUUUGAAGAAAUCAAGCAGGCCACAUUCUCUGCUGGAAGAUUGAAAGCUGUGCUCCACAAUCUUAUACCUUCACUUGCAGCCACUCUAUCCAAUUCAGACAUUCCUUUCAAAUGUUUCUCGGAAAUUGACAAUCUUUAUAUUGGUGGUGUUACUUUAAAAGAUGAAGAGCAUAAAGGGAUUAUGGAAAAUCUCUUGGUGGGAAAGGCGAUGAAAGGGGUCGUAAGUGCUGGACAACGGUUGUUGAAAUAUGAAAUCCCAGCAGUUAUAAAAGGAGAUAAAUUUUCUUGGUUGCGGGACAACGAAUUUGCAAGGCAGGCCUUAGCUGGGGUCAAUCCAGUGAAUAUUGAACUAUUGAAGGAGUUUCCCAUCUGCAGCAAAUUAGAUCCAAUUGUCUAUGGCCCUUCUGAAUCAGCAAUAACCAAGGAACUACUGGAGGAAGAACUUGGUGUAAUGAGUUUGGAAAAGGCUAUGGAGGAAAAAAGACUAUUUAUUAUUGAUUACCAUGACACACUUCUGCCAUUCAUCAAGAAGAUGAACUCCUUGCCUGGGAGGAAAGCUUAUGCCUCGCGGACGAUUCUCUUCUAUACAAAGACUGGCCAUGAUGCCACAGCACACUGGCGUUGGAAGUUAGCAAAAGCUCAUGCUUGCUCAAAUGAUGCUGGCAUCCAUCAAUUAGUAAAUCAUUGGUUAAGGACUCAUGCAUGCAUGGAGCCAUAUAUAAUUGCUACUCAUAGACAAUUAAGCUCAAUGCAUCCCAUUUACAAGUUGCUACAUCCUCAUUUGCGCUAUACAAUGGAAAUUAAUGCACUUGCUAGGCAAAAUUUAAUUAAUGGAGGGGGUGUAAUUGAAGCAUGUUUCAGUCCUGGAAAAUAUGCCAUGGAGCUUAGUUCAGCAGCUUACAAGAACAUGUGGAGAUUUGAUAUGGAGUCUCUCCCUGCAGAUCUUAUUCGGAGGGGCAUGGCAGUAGAAGACCCUUCAAUGCCUUUUGGUGUAAAACUUGUGAUUGAUGACUACCCUUAUGCUGCAGAUGGACUCCUAAUCUGGUCUGCCAUUAAAGAAUGGGUAGAAUCUUAUGUUGAACACUUCUAUUUCGAAUCAAAUUCAAUCGCAUCCGACGUUGAGCUACAAGAAUGGUGGAGUGAAAUCAAGUUUAAGGGUCACCACGACAAAAGGAAUGAACCUUGGUGGCCUAAACUAGAUACCAAAGAGGACCUUUCUGGCAUACUUACAACAAUUAUAUGGGUUGCUUCUGGUCAACACGCAGCUAUCAAUUUUGGACAAUACCCUUUCGGAGGGUAUGUGCCUAACCGUCCAACCCUCAUGAGAAAACUUAUCCCUCAAGAAAAUGAUCCUGAUUAUGAGAAGUUUAUUGAAAAUCCUCAGCUUUUCUUUCUAUCAUCAUUGCCUACUCAACUUCAAGCUACCAAAGUAAUGGCUGUUCAGGACACAUUGUCGACUCAUUCGCCUGACGAAGAGUAUUUGGGACAAGUGAAUCACCUGCAUAAUCAUUGGAUCAAUGACCAUGCAGUACUGAAGUUGUUUAGUAAGUUAUCUACUAGACUUGAGGAGAUAGAGGAAAUAAUAAAUGCAAGAAAUAAAGAUCUACGUUUGAAGAGUAGAACUGGUGCAGGUGUUCCUCCCUAUGAACUGUUGCUACCCACGUCAGGCCCCGGGGUAACUGGUCGUGGAAUCCCCAACAGCAUAUCUAUAUGA
Messenger RNA from Vicia faba (fava bean), 2673 nucleotides. The record is from the annotation of a GenBank genome assembly. Lineage: Eukaryota; Viridiplantae; Streptophyta; Magnoliopsida; Fabales; Fabaceae.